AUGUCAUUCAAAUUUAACUGGCCGUCGUUUGGUGAGGAGUUUGUCGAGCAAGCGCGCCAGUUGCUGACAGACGCAUUAAACAAGAGCAACAAGCCGGCAAAUAUUGUAGAUCAUAUAACUGUCAAAGAACUGAAUAUGGGGACCAAGCCACCAGAAUUAGAGAUUCUUGAGGUUGGCGACUUGUCAUUCGAGAGAUUCAGAGGCAUAUUCAAACUAACAUACAGCGGUGAUGCUCAUCUAGUAUUACAAACGAAAGUACAGGCGAAUCCAAUGAACAAUAAUGCAUUAGACAUGGACUCUUUCACACGAAGAGGUAUUCUUGCUGCUGAUCAACCUCUCGUGGUGCCAAUGCUUCUUCGGCUUAGCAACCUUAAACUACGUGGAAUCAUUGUUCUCGUUGUCAGCAAACAGAAAGGUGUUACUUUAGUAUUCAAGAAUGAUCCGCUUGAAGGUGUUGAUGUAAUGUCUACCUUUGACAAUAUAUCAAGUAUUCAACGAUAUCUACAAACGGAAAUAGAAAAGCGGCUGCGAACAAUGUUUCAGGAAGACCUACCACUUAUUGUACAUAAACUAUCACUAAAAAAAUGGUUCGGGGAAGAAAAGAAAAUACCAGAACAGCAACCUAAGGAUAUAUCCGAUAGAUCUCCCUCACCAUACGGAGCAGACGCAAACUCAAGUGAUUCCUCAUUAUCGCCAGACAUACGACAAUCUUCCUUAUCAUCGCCCAACUCGGAAUCAUCAUCUAGUUUCUCGCUGGAUACAUCGUUCUAUGGUGACGACGGAUAUUCGUCGUUCGUUGAUGUAGAAUCACUAGAGGAUGGCUCCGUUGCUACAUACUCAAACUUUGGUGAACUAUUCGAUAAGCAUAAAGAAAAAGGACUUAUAGCAAUAACGCAACAAAAGGACGAUCAUAAUGAUGAUAAUGCAGCUAACAAAACACCACGAGUAUUUCAUCGUCAAGUACUCGUUCUUAAGCCUUCAACGUGGUUACCAUCACCUAUUGACUCAUCUACUCGGUCAUCAAAGAAAAAUCAGCGUCCUCCGGUAAUGACGCCAUCACUAUCAUCUAUGUCAUCAGAGGAAUCAUCGAGACUGUUCCAAAGAAUGACAGCAGCCAAUCUCCAACGUCAUGACAGAUAUCAAGUAUCAUCCUCUACCACUGCGCCACCACCAUCAUUACGCCAAUCAAUCACAACGUUAUCCUCCACAUCUAUUGUCAGCCCGACUACAUCAGCCGCCGACAUGCUAUUAAGAACAGAUUCAUACCCUUAUACCUCUCUAAUAGAUGCAGACUAUAUAUCAAGAGAUGAAGGCAAGCAGGAAAUUGUUCUUCAACCAUCUGAAAUAUCAGUUGCGGCCCAAUUGGCAACAUUAAUGAAGUCUAACCAUACAAUAUCACCAUAUACAAGAACUCUUCAGCAUGUGACGUUUAGAUCUGCACCACGAUCUGAACGUGCGAACAUAGAGGGGAAAAAAACCUGUGGAAGGGUUGCUGUUAAGAGGAGGAUUAUCAAGAUUGCGGGAAGCGCGUUUGGAGGUGGGCAUUUGUGGGGGUCGUGA
Paraglomus brasilianum is the source of this 1560-nucleotide messenger RNA. NCBI's taxonomy places the organism in Eukaryota, Fungi, Glomeromycota, Glomeromycetes, Paraglomerales, Paraglomeraceae. The record is from the annotation of a GenBank genome assembly.